Molecule: messenger RNA, 1017 nt
Organism: Eruca vesicaria subsp. sativa (arugula)
Lineage: Eukaryota; Viridiplantae; Streptophyta; Magnoliopsida; Brassicales; Brassicaceae
Source: the annotation of a GenBank genome assembly
AUGCCGUUUCCGGAAUCAGAGACUUCGACCUUCCAUGUAUUCAACCACGAUCUCCAAACGCAACGACAAAGGCAACUGCAAAAGUAUACGAAGGAAACCGAAGUAGAGGAGUAUCCACCAGUAAGCAGACAAAACUCGAUCAUGUCACUGACUCUUGACGAGAUUCAGAUGAAAAGCGGCAAGAGCUUUGGAGCAAUGAAUAUGGACGAGUUCCUCGCUAACAUGUGGACGACUGUUGAGGAAAACGACAGCGGAGGAGCUGGAGCCAACCAGGACGGGAAGAAACCGACCAUACUGCCACGGCAAGGUUCGUUGUCAGUUCCCGUACCUAUGUGCAAGAAAACCGUCGAGGAAGUUUGGUUCGAUAUACAAAACGGUGUACAACAACCCCCACCACCGUCGUCAAUUCCCGGUCGAAACUCCGACGAAGAUAAUCGUCGGCAACAAACCCUCGGUGAGAUCACGCUCGAGGAUUUUCUUGUUAAGGCUGGGGUUGUUCAAGAACCAUUAAAGACAACGAUGAAGAUGUCGAGUUCUGAAUUCGGUUAUCAUCCGGAGUUCGGAGUCGGUUUACAUUGUCAAGCCCAAAACAGUUAUGGUGAUAACCGGACGGUUUACAAUGAAAAUCAGCCGUUUUACUCGGGCAUGGGAGAAUCCUCAAGCUGCAUGACCGGAAAUGGGAGGAGUGAUCAGUACUUAACCGGUUUAGAUGCAUUUCGGAUCCAGAAACGAAUAAUUGACGGUCCACCCGAAAUACUGCUGGAGCGGAGACAGCGACGGAUGAUUAAAAACCGCGAAUCUGCGGCACGGUCUCGAGCCCGGAGACAAGCGUAUACUGUGGAGUUGGAGUUGGAAUUGAACCAACUCACGGAAGAAAACAUGGAGCUGAAGAAAAUUGUGGAAGAAAAUGAUAAGAAAAGAAGGGAAGAGGUGAUGAACAGAAGCAUCCAAAUUACUAAAGAGAAGAAUGGAGACAAAUUAAGGAGGAUUCGCAGGUUGGCUAGUGCAGGGUGGUAG